Trematomus bernacchii (emerald rockcod) is the source of this 1601-nucleotide messenger RNA. RefSeq names its product gastrula zinc finger protein XlCGF57.1-like. The record is from RefSeq and is a predicted model, not a curated record. Gene Ontology annotation, biological process: negative regulation of transcription by RNA polymerase II; regulation of immune system process; regulation of cytokine production. NCBI's taxonomy places the organism in Eukaryota, Metazoa, Chordata, Actinopteri, Perciformes, Nototheniidae. The coding region runs from base 51 to 1601 and encodes 516 amino acids. The transcript has 3 exons.
AAGCACACGGAGAAACGGUGUGUUAAACAGGAAGUGGUGAUUUAGUAAACAUGAGUGUUGUGCUGCUCUCGUUGGUGAAGCAGCGACUCACUGCGGCUGCUGAAGACAUCUUUGUUCUGUUUGAAAGAACGAUAGCAGAGUACGAGGAGGAACUGUCUCGUUCAAAACAGGAGAACGAGAGACACCGGAAACUACUGGACGCUGUUUUACAGCCUCAGCUUCAGAUCCACAGAGCAGACGUCCAGCAGCUGGUGGUGGUUAAAGAAGAGGUUCCCCCUGAGCAGCACGAGUGGAGCUCCAGUCUGGACCAGGAGGACCCAGAGCCCCCCCCACACAUUAAAGAGGAACAGGAGGAACUCUGGAUCAGUCAGGAGGGAGAGCAGCUUCAAGGGCUGGAGGAGGCUGAUAUCACCAAGUCCACAUUCACUCCUGUCCCUGUGAAGAGUGAAGAUGAUGAAGAGAAACCUCAGUCCUCUCAGCUUCAUCAAAGACAAACUGAACACCUGGAAACAGAAGCUGAUGGAGAGGACUGUGGAGGACCAGAACCAGCCAGGAACUCAGAUCCAGAGAGACAUUUACAACCUGAGACUGAGGACAACCCUGGAGACUCUUCUGAAGACACUGAAGACAGUGCUGAUUGGAAGGAGACCAGAGAACCAGGAUCAAACUCUCAAGAAAAUAAAGAAGACCCUGUCAGUGAUUCAAGAUGUAGUGCAGGAGAGAAACGAUUCAGCUGCUCAGUCUGUGAGAAAACAUUUGCACAGAAAGGAUCUUUACAUCGACACAUGAGAAACCACACAGGAAAGAAACCAUUCAGCUGCUCAGUCUGUGAGAAAUCUUUUAAACAAACAGGACAAUUAAAUGAACACACGAAAAUCCAUACAGGAGAGAAACCAUUCAGCUGCUCAGUCUGUGAGAGAUAUUUUACAGUUAGGGGAAGUUUAAAGUGCCACAUGAGAAUACACACAGGAGAGAAACCAUUCAGCUGCUCAGUCUGUAAUAAAUCUUUUACACAAAGGGGAAGUUUAAAGUACCACAUGAGAAACCACACAGGAGAGAAACCAUUCAGCUGCUCAGUCUGUGAGAAAACAUUUGCACGGAAAGAAUCUUUACAACUACACAUGAGAAACCACACAGGAGAGAAACCAUUUGGCUGCUCAGUCUGUGAGAAAUAUUUUACACAUAGGGGAAGUUUAAAGUGCCACAUGAGAAUACACACAGGAGAGAAACCAUUCAGCUGCUCAGUCUGUAAGAAAUCUUUUACACAUAGGGGAAGUUUAAAGUACCACAUGAGAAACCACACAGGAGAGAAACCAUUCAGCUGCUCAGUCUGUGAGAAAUAUUUUACACAAAAGAGACAUUUAAGGACACACAGAAGAAUCCACACAGGAGAGAAACCAUACAGAUGCAGUGUCUGUGACAAAAGAUUCACCUGGAGUUGUCAGGUCAAAAUCCAUAAGUGUGUUGGUCGUCAGUCCUCACAGCUUCAUCAAACUCAAACUGAGGAGAACAGAGAGGCAGAGCCUCCAGCCAGCAAUUACAAUCAGCUCAUUUGGAGUUCAGAGUUCAAAUGGAAUUUUAGGAUUAUUCCUGCUUUUUGA